CAUCAAGAACUCUACCAGACCUCCAUCAUGAAGUUUGUUGCUCUUGCUGUCACCUUGUUGCUGGCCAUUGGCUCUCAGGCUGCUUCCCUGCAGGCUGAGGCACCCACUCCCCUGGCCCAUUUCCAGGCUGUUAUGGACGUCUAUUUGACACAAAUAAAAGAGAGUGUCCAGAGGACCCUUGACCAGCUUGAUGAUACCGAGUACAAAGAAUUUAAAGUUCUAGUCAGUACACGCCUGGAUGAAGUGGAGACUCAGGUCAAAACUCAGCUGAGUUCCUUUUCUACCAUCACCAACGGUGUGGUUACUACACUCAUUGAACUUACACAGCAAUUGCGCGAUGAUAUCCAGGCGGAUUUCAAUGCCUUGAAAACGAAUAAUGGGAUCCAAAAUCUUCGGGAGGUCCUUGAAAAACACUUUGCAGAGUACCAAAUGCUUUUCGAUCCUGUGAUCAAAGAUUAUAAGGCGAUGCAGAGCGCUCAAAUAGAGGCUCUGAUAAACAAGCUAGAGCCCCUUAAGGAAACACUACAAACCAAGGUGUCUAUCAAUGCUGAGGAGACCAAGGAGGCUCUCAUCCCCAUUGUCGAGGCUGUGCGUGACAAGGUUAAAGCACGUCUGGAGGAUCUGAAAGAUACGGUAAAACCCUAUGUGGAAGACUAUAAAGACCAGAUGAGGCAGGCAUACGACCAAGUAAAAGCCAUCAAACAAGAAGACCUCGUUGCCCUGAAAGAGAAGAUUUCCCCUCAAAUGGAAGAUAUCAGGGAUAAAUUCCAAAUUAUCGUGAAUACCAUCCAUGCAGCCUUGAAAGAGCUAGGUUCUGACUAG
Messenger RNA from Phycodurus eques (leafy seadragon), 822 nucleotides. RefSeq names its product apolipoprotein A-Ib (gene apoa1b). Gene Ontology annotation, cellular component: extracellular region. Gene Ontology annotation, biological process: lipoprotein metabolic process; lipid transport. Gene Ontology annotation, molecular function: lipid binding. The transcript has 4 exons. Lineage: Eukaryota; Metazoa; Chordata; Actinopteri; Syngnathiformes; Syngnathidae. The record is from RefSeq and is a predicted model, not a curated record. Bases 28 to 822 code for a protein of 264 amino acids.